Ochotona princeps (American pika) is the source of this 2777-nucleotide messenger RNA. RefSeq names its product serine palmitoyltransferase long chain base subunit 1 (gene SPTLC1). Gene Ontology annotation, molecular function: pyridoxal phosphate binding; serine C-palmitoyltransferase activity. Gene Ontology annotation, biological process: sphingosine biosynthetic process; ceramide biosynthetic process. Lineage: Eukaryota; Metazoa; Chordata; Mammalia; Lagomorpha; Ochotonidae. The transcript is spliced from 15 exons. The record is from RefSeq and is a predicted model, not a curated record. Gene Ontology annotation, cellular component: endoplasmic reticulum. Bases 46 to 1467 code for a protein of 473 amino acids.
UUUGACGUGCCUCUGGCCUACCGGAAGGAAGCCCAGCAGCUGACCAUGGCGAACGCCGCGGAGCAAUGGGUGCUGGUGGAGAUGGUCCAGGCGCUCUAUGAGGCUCCUGCUUACCAUCUUAUUUUGGAAGGAAUCCUGAUACUCUGGAUAAUCAGACUUCUUUUCUCUAAAACUUAUAAAUUGCAAGAACGAUCUGAUCUUACACUCAAGGAAAAGGAAGAAUUGAUUGAAGAGUGGCAACCAGAACCUCUAGUUCCUCCUGUCUCAAAAGACCAUCCUGCUCUCAACUACAACAUAGUUUCAGGCCCUCCGAGCCACAACAUUGUGGUGAAUGGAAAAGAAUGUGUAAACUUUGCCUCGUUUAAUUUUCUUGGAUUGCUGGAUAAUCCUCGGGUGAAGGCUGCAGCCUUAGCCUCUCUAAAGAAGUAUGGUGUGGGGACCUGUGGACCGAGAGGAUUUUAUGGCACGUUUGAUGUUCAUUUGGAUUUGGAAGACCGCUUGGCAAAAUUUAUGAAGACAGAAGAAGCCAUUAUAUACUCAUAUGGGUUUGCCACCAUAGCCAGUGCUAUUCCCGCUUACUCUAAGAGAGGAGAUAUUGUCUUUGUAGAUAGAGCCGCCUGCUUUGCUAUUCAGAAAGGAUUACAGGCAUCACGUAGUGACAUCAAGGUAUUUCAGCAUAAUGAUAUGGCUGACCUGGAGCGACUACUAAAAGAACAAGAGAUUGAAGAUCAAAAGAAUCCUCGCAAGGCUCGUGUAACUCGACGUUUCAUUGUAGUAGAAGGUUUAUACAUGAACACUGGAACUAUUUGUCCUCUUCCAGAAUUGGUCAAAUUGAAAUACAAAUACAAAGCAAGAAUCUUUCUGGAGGAAAGCCUUUCAUUUGGGGUCCUUGGGGAGCAUGGCCGAGGAGUCACUGAGCACUUCGGAAUCAGUAUUGAUGAUAUUGACCUGAUCAGUGCCAAUAUGGAGAACGCAUUGGCUUCUGUGGGAGGGUUCUGCUGUGGCAGGUCCUUCGUGAUUGACCACCAGCGACUCUCUGGCCAGGGGUACUGCUUUUCAGCUUCGUUACCUCCCCUGCUGGCUGCUGCCGCCAUCGAAGCCCUCAACAUCAUGGAAGAGAACCCAGGUAUUUUUGCAGUUUUGAAGGAAAAGUGCCAAAAAAUUCAUAAAGCAUUACAAGGCAUUUCCGGAUUAAAAGUCAUGGGGGAGCCCUUCUCUCCAGCAUUUCACCUGCAUCUGGAAGAGAGCACUGGGUCGCGAGAGAAGGAUGUUAAGCUGCUUCAGGAAAUUGUGACUCAGUGCAUGAACAGAAGUAUCGCAUUAACUCAGGCACGCUACUUGGACAAAGAAGAGAAGUACCUCCCUCCUCCAAGCAUCAGGGUCGUGGUGACAGUGGAACAAACAGAAGAAGAGCUGGAGAGAGCUGCAGCCACCAUCAAGGAGGUGGCCCAGGCUGUCUUGCUCUAAGCUGAGCCCAGCCCCAAUGACUCCUGCCACGCAACAUGCAGAGGAACUUCCGGACUUGCAGAGACCUCCCGUCGCCCGGAGACAGCCCUAAGGAGAGCCCAGGGCUUAACCAGGAUUACCACCGGCCGUUGCGCACAUGGACCAAACAUGAGCCCGGGAGAGAGACACUGAUUAUUUUUUAAAAAAUCUAAAAACCCAGGAACUGAUUUUUUUUUUUUAAACAGGACAGCUAAUGACAGCAUAUAACAAAUAUUUAAAUUGUGCUAUUUAGUACUAUUUAAAAGCUUUAUUAUCCUUGUACUUUAUGUUCUUUUUGUCAUUGUUUAAAACUGGAGCUUCGAUUUGUCUUCCUUCUGUUGGUCGUGAUUUUGUACGGACUCCAACAUCCGGCAUAGACGAGUGCGCAGCGGCAAAGCUGGGAGAGGCUUCAUGUGCGCAACAAAAUGUGCAGCUGGAGAUCCGACCAGCACCUUUCCAGUCUUCAUCAUGUGAAGCCAAAACUCUGUAAAGGAGCACUUUGUUGUGGGAUUACUGUGGACUUUUUCUUAUAUUUGAUUCCUAGAAUUUUUAUAUACACUAAAUAUUAAGGUGACACCAUUUCUAAUGUAAGCGUCCCUAUCCAGAGAAUAUUCAUUAUAGUUCUACAUAAGCAAUAAUUUAAAUCAAAUCUUAUUUUAAUAUGAUUGAGCUUUGCACUUACCUGUUGACUUCUAACCUGUUUAAAGAGAGGGUUAUCAUGUUGAUUCCAGAAUAAAAAUCAUAUCCUUGCUAUCUUACAGUAUCGUGGAUGUUUAUGUAGAGAGAAUUUGCCUCAGGAGCCACAACUGUAGGCUUUUUGUAAGCUAAAAUAAGUGAGAAGUUUUAGGGUUUUUGCUUUGUUUUUGUUUUUUUGCUUUCCUUUUCAGCUUAUGAAUUCCAGAAAUCUAAAAAAGAUGUGAAGGCACUGAAAGAGUGAAAUGUUCAAGCUGUGCUUUAGUUCCUUUUCUCUAAAAAAUCAAGUCAGUGGUGUAAAGAUUCACUAGAUGUACUAUAAAAUUUUGCAUAACUAUUACAUUAUUCCUUCCCUUAUUAAAGGUAGAGGAAUAACAUUGCAAAAGGAAAGUCAUUUUUAUAAUCAGUUCACAUUCACAAGAGGUCUUCAUCGUCUUUUUAGGAAACACGGUUUUUUUAAUGUUCUGUUUCUAUCCUGCUUGAGUUCUUUCAUACAUACGUGCCUUGUGGUUGCUGCUGCUUUACAGGAUCCAGUACUGUAGGGAUGUGAAUCUGUGUGUGUUUUUUUAAUGAAAUAAACCUACAUUCCUGAUGAUCCA